GUUGGUUGGCCGUGGUCUGAGCCAGGUCUUUUUUCUUCUCCUCUCUCUUUCUCUCUCCCUCGCUUCAAGGGCCGCUCCAUUUUGUCUGUUCUCCUUUCAGCAAGAGAGUAAAGAUGCCUCACGCGUAUCCAUUCCUGAGCCCUGAUCAGAAGAAAGAGCUGAGCGAUAUUGCUCAGAGGAUCGUUGCUCCCGGCAAGGGAAUUCUUGCAGCUGAUGAGUCCACAGGCAGUGUUGCAAAGCGCUUCCAGAGCAUCAACGCUGAGAACACCGAGGAGAACAGAAGGUUGUACCGUCAAUUGCUUUUCACUGCUGACGACCGCAUCAAGCCCUGCAUCGGUGGAGUCAUCCUUUUCCAUGAGACUCUCUAUCAGAAGACUGAUGAUGGCAAGCUUUUCUCUGAGUUGAUUAAAGAGAGAGGAAUGGUGGUAGGAAUCAAGGUGGACAAGGGUGUUGUACCUCUGGCCGGCACCAACGGAGAGACAACCACACAGGGUCUGGAUGGGCUGUAUGAGCGUUGCGCGCAGUAUAAAAAAGAUGGUGCUGACUUUGCUAAAUGGCGUUGCGUGUUGAAGAUCACUCCCACUACUCCCUCCCGUCUUGCCAUUAUUGAGAAUGCCAAUGUGCUCGCCCGCUACGCCAGCAUCUGCCAGAUGCAUGGUAUCGUGCCCAUUGUGGAGCCUGAGAUCCUGCCUGAUGGUGACCACGACUUGAAGAGAUGCCAGUAUGUGACAGAGAAGGUUCUGGCAGCAAUGUACAAGGCUCUGUCAGACCACCACGUGUACCUGGAGGGAACGCUGCUAAAACCCAACAUGGUGACCGCUGGUCACUCUUGCUCCCACAAGUACGCCCCUCAGGAAAUUGCCAUGGCAACCGUCACCGCCCUGCGUCGCACAGUUCCCCCUGCAGUUCCCGGCAUCACCUUCCUGUCCGGAGGCCAGAGUGAGGAGGAGGCCUCAAUCAAUCUGAGCGCCAUGAACCAGUGUCCCCUGAACAAACCCUGGGCCCUCACUUUCUCUUAUGGCCGUGCCCUGCAAGCCUCCGCGCUCAAAGCCUGGGGGGGCAAGAAGGAGAAUGGCAAGGCCUGCCAGGAGGAAUUUGUCAAAAGAGCCUUAAACAACAGCGCAGCAUCCAUCGGUAAAUAUGUCUCCAAAGGAGACACCGGAGCUGCAGCGGGAGAGUCUCUGUAUGUGGCCAACCACGCUUAUUAAAGAAACACGUCCACUGGAUCAUCUGUCUGUUCUGUCACGUACACAGUGUGAUCAAUCAUUUCUCUGACUCGCUGUUAUUCCUGUAGUCAUUUUUACACUGUCAUUUGACGAUGAUGUUAAAGAAAAUAAGUAUCAUAGUAACUGACCAAGCAGAUAAAAUCCUCCAGACCGCCCCCAUUUAAUGCUGUCAUUCUUCUCUGUCCUGUUUCUGUGGCUGCAACCCUGACAGUUUUGAAUCUGUUCUUUUCUUUUUCACAAUAUAUUUUCUUUAUUUGGCAAAAGAAUAAAGAACCAACCUACCAACACA
Molecule: messenger RNA, 1515 nt
Organism: Rhinichthys klamathensis goyatoka
Lineage: Eukaryota; Metazoa; Chordata; Actinopteri; Cypriniformes; Leuciscidae
Gene: aldoab
Product: aldolase a, fructose-bisphosphate, b
Exons: 7
Coding region: 114-1208 (364 amino acids)
Biological process (GO): fructose 1,6-bisphosphate metabolic process; glycolytic process
Cellular component (GO): cytosol
Molecular function (GO): fructose-bisphosphate aldolase activity
Source: RefSeq, a predicted model, not a curated record